UGAUGGACAAGCCCUUUUACACAAGUUUGACUUUAAGGAGGGCCACGUCACAUACCAUAGGAGAAAGAUCUGAGAAGGUGGCUGAUGAGAAAACUCAGAAGAUUUAUCCGCACCGAUGCUUAUGUCCGGGCAAUGACCGAGAAGAGGAUUGUCAUAACAGAAUUUGGCACCUAUGCUUUCCCAGACCCCUGCAAGAAUAUAUUUUCCAGGUUUUUUUCUUACUUUCGAGGAGUGGAGAUUACUGACAAUGCCCUUGUAAAUAUAUACCCAGUGGGAGAAGAUUACUAUGCCUGUACAGAGACCAACUUUAUCACAAAAGUUAACCCAGAGACCUUGGAGACAAUUAAGCAGGUUGAUCUUUGCAACUACGUCUCAGUCAAUGGUGCCACAGCUCACCCACAUAUUGAAAGUGAUGGAACUGUUUACAAUAUUGGCAAUUGCUUUGGGAAAAAUUUUUCAGUUGCCUACAACAUUAUUAAGAUCCCUCCACUACAAGCAAACAAGGAAGAUCCAAUAAACAAGUCAGAAAUCGUUGUGCAGUUUCCCUGCAGUGAUCGGUUCAAACCAUCUUAUGUACACAGUUUUGGUCUGACUCCCAACUAUAUCGUUUUUGUGGAGACUCCAGUCAAAAUUAAUCUUUUCAAGUUCCUCUCUUCAUGGAGUCUUUGGGGAGCCAACUACAUGGAUUGUUUUGAGUCCAAUGAAAGCAUGGGGGUUUGGCUUCAUGUUGCUGACAAAAAAAGAAGAAAGUGUCUCAAUAAUAAAUACAGGACCUCCCCUUUCAAUCUCUUUCAUCAUAUCAAUACUUACGAAGACAAUGGGUUUCUGAUUGUGGACCUCUGCUGCUGGAAAGGGUUUGAAUUUGUUUAUAAUUACUUAUAUUUAGCCAAUUUACGUGAGAACUGGGAAGAAGUGAAAAGAAAUGCCAUGAAGGCUCCUCAGCCUGAAGUCAGGAGAUAUGUACUUCCUUUGACAAUUGACAAGGCUGACACAGGCAAGAAUUUAGUCACACUUGCCCAUACAACUGCCACAGCCAUUCUUUGCAGUGAUGAAACCAUCUGGCUGGAACCUGAGAUUCUCUUUUCGGGGCCCCGUCAAGCCUUUGAAUUUCCCCAAAUAAAUUAUCGGAAAUAUGGGGGGAAUCCUUACACCUAUGCAUAUGGACUUGGUUUGAAUCACUUUGUUCCAGACAAGCUCUGUAAGCUGAAUGUCAAAACUAAAGAAAUCUGGAUAUGGCAAGAGCCAGAUUCUUACCCAUCUGAACCCAUCUUUGUUUGUCAUCCAGAUGCGUUGGAAGAAGAUGAUGGUGUAGUUCUGAGCGUGGUGGUGAGUCCUGGAGCAGGACAAAAGCCUGCAUACCUCCUGAUUCUGAAUGCCAAAGACUUCAGUGAAGUUGCAAGGGCUGAAGUGGAGACUAAUAUCCCUGUUACCUUCCAUGGAGUGUUCAAAAGAUCAUGAACAUAUUCCAGAGACAGCAUUGUUCAAGUUCUCACACUUGCCUUCCACUGAUGGAGGUGAGGAAUCUGAAUGGAUGGAGGCUUCCUCUGAAGACCCAAAAACUGUCAUCAGUGUUGCUGAUGGUGACUGUAGGAACUGUGCUUACACUAUGACUGGAUGCUCUUUUAAUCACUUUCACAAUCAUCUGAAGAAGAGACAAUUUUUCUGGCUUUGGUGUACCAGACCUUGUUCCACACCUUCUUCAUUCAUUAUACUCAACUAACCCUCACAGUCACUCACUCUGUAGAGUAGGCAUUUUUCAUUUCUAUUGGACUUGGUUCCCUUGUCUAACAUGUCAGAUGAGUAGAUUAGUGUAGAACAAGUUCCCUAAAAUCCAUCUAUUUACUAAGAGAGCCAAAUCUAGGUCAUAACUUGGUGGGAUUUCUGACUUCACUAUGUCUUUCCCAAAUAUAAUAUUAUUAAAGUCAAACCUGCUUUUACCUUUGACUGUAGCACUAUAGCUGAAAACAAUGUUUCUACAGGCACAUAAUGAUUGUUUCAGUCAUCAAAGAAUAAUUUUAUACUGUUUAUAGUUGGGAAAUAACUAAAAUUCACAUUUGUGGUGUACCAUUUAAGAUAUAUCACAACCGUUAUCAUAGAUUAGAAUUUGUCGCCAAACCACAGAUGUUGUAUAUUUAGGGAAAACAACUGCAUAGAGAAAUGUAGUCACUAUAGAGCCUGGGCUCAGCUAAUGGCAAGAUCUGUUGACUAGGAAUAUUUAUUUUAAAUCUAUGCCACAUUAUUUACUAUUCUAGAAAACAGUCACAGGGAUCCCCGUUGGCCAAAUGCAAAUAUUCACAUUGUAAGAAGGAAUAAACAAAGAUAGACAGAUAGAGAUAGAUAGAUAGAUAGAUAGAUAGAUAGAUAGAUAGAUGCCAAAAUACAAUAUAAGAACAAAAGAAGUAAAGAAUACAACAAAUUUUUAUAGAGACGAGAAAUGAUGAAAACAGGACAAUCUCUAUAACAGCAGUUGACUGCAGCAAGAAAAUCACAAAGGAAUGAUGGACAGAGUCAUAAAAUGUGACUAAGAAUCUAUAGUGCCACAGAUAAUGACAUUAACCAUUUACCAAGUUCCUCCUUAUUGGCUCUGCAGAAGGAUUCAUUUCUGAAUAUCUGCAUAGUUCUCCUCACCAACUACAGAGGUUUCUGCUAUUUUUACUUUCUAUAAAGGGUACUAAGGACCAGAAAACCUAAGCAACUUUUAAAUGACAAAGCUUACUUGGACCAAUAGUUCUAAAUUCUGUUGCCUUCUUAACCUCCAUAGAAGCAUAAAGGACAUUCUUCAGAAGAGACAAUUAAGCUUUAAUAGAAAUUUUAUCAUGACUUUUUCUGAGCUAUUCAUUAGGAAUAACACAUCUUCCUACCACUAAUAAUGUUAUUCAAAACUAGUUAUUUCUAAGAUUAAAUAAUAAGGAUAUUUGGAUGUUAUUUC
This is a messenger RNA of Myodes glareolus (Bank vole), 2929 nucleotides long. The record is from RefSeq and is a predicted model, not a curated record. NCBI's taxonomy places the organism in Eukaryota, Metazoa, Chordata, Mammalia, Rodentia, Cricetidae.